GAGUUUGCUUUUAAUAUUUUCCUUUGUUUCUUGAAUGAACUCAGAUCUCACAUUUUCUAACAAGAUGAAGUCAUUCCAAUUAGCCAAUGAGUCUUCUCCCCUUUCUCUAACUCCCAGAUUCAUCUUCCCACAAAGCAAAAGACCAAACCUUUCAGAGGUUCAAUCCUUAGACUCAAUCCCCAUAAUUGAUUUGAGUUACUGUCAUGACAACAAUCCUUUAUCCUUGGAAGUGGUUCACAAGAUCUCAAAGGCUUGUGAGGAAUUUGGUUUCUUUCAAAUUGUGAACCAUGGUGUUCCAGAGCAAGUUUGCCAGAAAAUGAUGAAAGCAAUCACAAAACUUUUUGAACUACCAUCAGAGGAAAGAGAAAGUCUCUAUUCAACAGAUCAUACCAGAAGUGUAAGAUUGGUCAAUUAUUACCUCAAAGUGGAAGGUGGAGAAAACAUACAGUGUUGGAGUGAAUGUUUUAGUCAUCCAUGGUAUCCUAUCGAUGAUAUCGUUUCUCUACUACCAGAAAAAAUUGGAACUCAGUACAGAGAAGCUUUUACCGAAUAUGCAGAGGAGAUUGGUUCAUUGGUGAGAAGGCUUUUAGGGUUGAUAUCAAUAGGGCUUGGGUUAGAGGAGGAUUGUUUGUUGAAGAAGUUAGGUGAGCAGCCUAGACAAAGAGCACAAGCAAAUUUCUAUCCACCAUGUCCAGAUCCGGAGUUAACCAUGGGUUUAACUGAGCAUACCGAUCUGAAUGCUCUCACUGUACUUUUGCAAUCAGAAGUUUCAGGUCUUCAAGUUAACAAAGAUGGAAAAUGGAUUUCUGUACCUUUUAUUCCCAAUGCUUUGGUCAUUAAUCUAGCUGAUCAAAUUCAGGACUGUAAAAUCGACGUUGGGUGGCGGUGGCACUUUGGUGGUGUUAGCUGUCGAAAAAAGACGACGAUCGAAGUUUGAUAGGUGGUGGUGGCGGCGAUCGACAAUGGCUGUAGCGUUGGUUGUCAGCGGAACAGUGUCGGUCGAAGUCUAUGUGAUGGUUCGACGAGCGGUAGUUCGAAAUCUAGGUGUCGUCGACAAUGAUCCGAUAGGUUCUCAAGUUUUAGUCGGGGUCCGUUUGAUUCACGAAUCAAUUUGGUAAUGGAUCGUGUUUUUGUCCCAUUUUGGAUAUUUGGUCCAUUACGAUUUGAGGAUCCUUUGAUUAGUUAAAGAAGAAGAUAUAGGGAAGAGUUGAUCCUAGUUAAAGAGGCAAGAGUAUAAGUUAUUUGGAGUUCUUGAAAUUUGGGAAACUUUUGAAGGUAUUUAAAGGCAUUGAGAAACACUUCCAAACAAUUUUGAUUUAUAUAGAGAGUUGGAGAGAUUAAAAAACACUUGGAGUAGAAAAUAAGUUUGUUCUUAGGAACUUGUGAAACAAUUUUCUUAUAACUAAUUUGUAAUCUCUUGUAACAACUUUUGGAAGCAUAGUGAAUCAUUGCUCUCUCCUUCAAAAUAGAUCCUUUCAAUAGAGUUGGGAAAACAAAUUCAUUGUGUACUUGUCUUUUAUCUAUAUCUUACUUGUUAUGGAUUUGUUUAAAUUGUUUGACAGGUUAGUUUGUACUUGAGGUCAUUUAUUUUGGUUGCUUUUUAUGGUGUCGUUUUUUUUACCUCCCCGUUUCACUUGAGAGGACGGCACGUCGGACCCUUCACGCGAAAUUUGGAAGGAGAGAGGCGCCCUUGUGGGAGGAAUUUUAUUUCAGUUCUUCCUACGAUAGCACACGAACUUUUUAAUUAUCCUACGAGGAGGAAGGGGAAAAGGAUCUCAAAUAAACCCUAGAAGUUUUCUAGGUGUGGGGAUUUCACCUAAACAGAUGUUCUGGAGCCCGGGAGGUCGGUUAUACAUAGGGAAGGUUUUAAGCACCCUACAUAUCCGUAGUACUCUACAGGAACCUUCUCUGUGUCUAUGUGUUUGUGUUGCUGCUUUAUUGGGAAAGUUUCUCCUUUGUGUUAGGAGAGAGAAUUGAAUUGAAUUGAAAGAUAGAUGAACUGAUUGUUUUAGGUUUAUGAUUAGCUCGCUGAGAUUCCUUGUGAAUCUCAUGCCUACAUAUCCCUAAUGGAAGUCAGAGCUUUUUGUAGUUCGAGGAACUAAUUAUGGAAAUGAAUUGAUUUUGGGUGCCUUGUUUGAACUCAAGGUUAAAGUUUGAAUUAAAUCUCUGUUUGUAGAAAAGAGACGAGUCGUCAUCUUAACGGAGAGAUAUUUCAAUUGUUUUACCACAAACAUUUUGAAAGUGAAUGAAAAUGAGGGUUCUUUCAUGAUAAGAGAGAGACCUUACUUGUGUGUGUGCAAGUAUGCCAGUAUCAUCUUAUAUGAAUGAACAAUCAUAAUGAAAAGUUUACUUUAUGAUAAGAGAGGGACCUUACUUGUGUGUGUGCAAGUAUGCCAGUAUCAUCUUAUAUAAAGUAAAAGAUUUCAACCAUUAGAGGAAGACAGCAGUCUGGACGUGAAGUCAACAGAGCAGACAAUCUUAUAUCAAUCUAAAUGGGAAAUGUUUUUUUUAUGAAAAUGAAGUUUGUUAUGUUUGAAUGUGGUAUAACAAUUAAAAAUCUAUUCAUAGAGAUGAAUCAUGUCUCACCUAUGUAAGAAAGAUUUAGAUUUUGACUGGCUUGUACAAGGCCCAAGCUUGAGGCUUAAAGAGUUUUGAUUGACCCUGGGAGAUGACUCCACUGGGGAUUGACUUUGACUGAAGAAAUUUGUGUUUUGUAUGAAGCCCAGAAUUGUGUCUGACUUUAGUUGGAGAAUGUUUUGUUUUAUUUUACUGAAAGAUUUAUUUGGUGUUCUGUACAAAGCCCAGAAUUGUGGUUGACUCUAGCUAGGGAGACAUUAUUUUCUGCCUUGUACAAAGCCUAAGGUUGUGGCUAACUCAGUGGGGUAAAGACUCAAAGAUUAUGAAUCUUUUGGAACAGGAAAAGAUGUUUAUCUUCCUUAUACAAAGCCCAAGGUUGUGGCUAACUUUACUAAGGAUUACCCUGUUGUGCAGAGAUUGAUGAAUGUUGACCCUACUGGGGAAUUUGCUUUUAUUAAGCAAGGAUUAAUGAUUGAAAACCCAGAGUUGAAGGUUGACCUUACUGAGGAUAUUGUUCUGUUAAGGAUUGAUUUAUGGAGGCUAACCCUUUCCAGGGAAUUUUUUACUUUUGAAGGUGUGAAUGAUGGAGGCUAACCCUUUCCAGUUAAUUUUUGAUUUAUGAAGGUGUGAAUGAUGGAGGCUAACCCUUUCUAGGGAAUUUUUGUCUUAUGAAGGAAUGAAUGAUGGAGGCUAACCCUUUCUAGGGGAUUUUUAUUUAUACUUCUUGUUUAAAGCCCAAGAUUAAGGCUGAUCUUGCUGAGGAAAUUCCAGAUGUGGAAUCUUGACUCUACUAAGGAGAAGACUUACUGGAGAUUGAAGAUAUAGGUGACAGAGACUGUCCAUGUCUCUCAUUCCAAAAGGUGAACUCAAUAUUGAGAUUGAGACAUUCUUAGCUUGUUUGGAGUUUGGUUUGAAGAAUAGAAGAAUCUCACCAGGGUAAGCUAAAAGGUGACUAAAGACCUGUUCCUAUGUUUAUAAGAAACCCCAUGGGUCCUUGUACACAAGCUCAAGAGAAAGCUGUGAAUAUGCUUUUAAGAAGCCUGUGGGUCCUUGUAUUGUAAGCCCAAGAGGAGGCUAAUCGAGGGUCAUCGAGGGUCCUUGUUAUAGCACAAGAGAAAGCUAUGUUAGCUUUGAACUUAGUUUGGCUCUAAGCAAAUGGGUAAGAGGUUUCACCGGGAAUAAUUCCUCUUGGGUGGAUGUGCCCUAUUUUUGUUCUAAGGUUUUUUUCAAGAUGUUUCACCGGGAAUAAUUCAUCUUGAGGUUGAACUAUAUAAUUCUAAUUAGGAAAGAGCCUUCACCUGGAAGACGUUCUCAAUCCUAGGCCAUAGUCUUAUAAUAUAUAUACAGUUUAUUUGUCCUAAGAUUUUUCUUAGACGGAGUUCUAAAUAGUGUAUAUACAGUUUAUAUUUGACAGUAAUUUAAAUGAAAGCUGUAAAUUGAAAGUUGUAAAGCCUAACCUGGAUGAAGAGGAGGCCUUUGAAAGAUGUAUGUACAAAAGAGGCUGGGACUUAGACUCAAGGAGAGGCUCAUGUGAAAUUGAUUUGAAAUUGUUUUGAAAACAGAUUGAAAGUUGAUUGAAAACAGUUGAGAUGUUUUUAUUUUGAAAACAGAAGAAGUGAAGAUGGACACUAGGUCACAAAGGUAUAUGAAGAGUUUCACCGGGAAUAAUGCCCUUUAAUACCGAGAAGAAAGUUUUGAAAACAGAUGAGUUUACUAUUAAAAAAAAUUUAAAAAUUGUAUGUACAGGAAAAGGUGUUGGGUAUUACACUCUUUAAUAUUCAAGAGGCCCAAAAGAUUUAUUUACUGUUUAUGAAAAACAGUUGAUUGAAAAUGAAAUUGAAAAUGUUUUGAAUUGUAAUUGAAAAUUGAAAAGUGUUGGGACUUACACUCUAUUAGAGGCCCGAAGAGAUUAUUCACUGUAUUAAAAAAAAAGAGGUUGGGUCUUACACUCUAUUAGAGGCCCAAAGGAUUUAAAAAUGAAAAGGGUUGGGACUUACACUCUAUUAGAGGCCCAAAAUAUUUAUUUGCUGUUUGUGAAAAACAGUUGAAUGAUUUUGCUGAAGGAUGCAAGGUUUUGUUGUUUGAAAACCUUGAUCGUCUGUUUAGUCAAGGAUUGAAAACAGUUUGAAAAUUGACAACAGUCAAAUUAAUUAAGGUAAGGACAAAGUCUAUACUUAAUUAAGACCUAAUGGAUUAGGGUUUUAUCACAAAAAUAUUUACAAGAGAUUAGGUUUUGAAAAUCAAAUGAAAACUAUAUUUAAAGUAUUUUAAAAUACUUAAAAAUACACCAUUUUAAACCUAAUAAAAAUAUAUCCAAUAAAUAAUAUUUUUUGUGAUAUUUUGGAUAUUCAUAAAAUAGGUGUGAUAAAUGAAAUGUGUGUGAAAAAUCAAGUGAAAAUGAUUAAUUUUGAUAGGUGAAAUGAUUGAGUGAAGUUGUGAAAAAAAGAGAGAAAAAUAGCAUAACGAUUUGAUUUUGUUGGUAGCAUGGUUUGAACCCUCUCCCCCAAGGGGGGAGCCGGCACAAAUCAAGCCAAUUGGGCUACAUCCCCAGUGCGUCAAGAGAAUGCUUUCAUUUGGCUAUAUUUGAGGACAAAAUAGCUUUGGAAAUGAAUUGAAAAAGGUUUUAGAAAAUAUUUUGAACAAAAGGUCUAAGGAGGGGAUCGAACCCCAGACCUUGGGCAUGAGGAGACUAAGGGCACGCUGGUGACCACUAGGGCAUAACGAUGAAUUCGUAAAUUAAACGCAUACCAACCAAAAUAAAAUAAACUUCGCCCCUGAGAAAUUUGAAAAUGGCGCCACCACCAUCUUCGUCUUAAACCUCUCAUCACUCCAUUUUUUAUUUUCCAACUCUCUCAAUUCUCAACCAUUUGUAAAGAUGUAAACAUCAAACUUGCUCUAAAUUCACUCACGAUUCUAAAUAUGUAACUAACAUAAAUAUAUAUUAACUACAACUACUGAAUUUUCUAAAAUACGUGAAGAACCCUAAGAAUUGAAAAUGACAUUAAAUGAUGAUGCUGAUGAAUAAAUGAAAGAUGAUAGAGGGGUUUUGAUCCUCUGAUGACACUGAAUGAACCUGUAUCGAGCUUUGAUGAAAUAGGUUCAAGAAUUAGAGGGUUAGAGUUUGAAAAAAUACCUCUGAAACCGAAGCUUUAUGGCUUUGGUGGAGGAUUCCCAAAAGUGGAUGAAUGAUUCAAAAGUUUCCUUGUACUUCAGGGAUGCUAGAUGGAUGCUUACUUCACCUUGAAUCCUUCAGAAUUGCUCUGCUCGACCCCUCUUGCUUGAGCUCCAAGUGAACAUAGAGGAUGGUGAUUUUGGACUUACAAAUGAGUUGCGACCAUCUAGAUAGCUUCACUACACCCUCAGGAACAUGUUGAUGGGCUUAGACUCGAUUGACACCUUCUGAAUUGUUCUACAGACCUCCAACUGCUUAGGCUCCAAAUUGAAAGUGGCUAUGGUGUUGCUCCACUUCUAGAAGUGUUCCAGGUGCUUGGAUCACUUCUAAUGAACCUCCUUGAGAUGUUAGAAGGCUUACUUUCAAAAGAAGAGCUCUGGUUUGAAGAACUCGAUUCUUCUUCUCAAAGAACUUUUGAAAACCAUAAGCACGAGAGGGAGAAGGAGAAAGCAAGAAUUAGAGUUGCUUUGGUGUGUGUAAUAUGGAGGAAGAAACUUCUAUUUAUAGGCAAAGAACUCAGAGUAGUUGAGGGAGUGAGCUUGCUUAGUAAAGUCACUUUGAGUUACUUGGUCAUGAAGGAAUUCAAAGAAUAUCCCAAAUCUAAUGAUGGCAAUUUCGAGCAAGCUCCCUAGCCAUUGUUCUUUUAUGAUCUUAGGGGACAUUUCUGAUGUGUAGAGGCUUCCAAUUGGCUUAGGAGAAGAUUCCAAUUGAUGAAUCAUCAUUUGCCAUAAAUUCUCAAAAGUAAUUAUUACAUAAUCACAUGUCUUUGUUUUCUUGAAUAUUCUCCUAUCUUUGUACAAUGAUGCAAUUGAUUCCAUCCUAUCCCUUCUAUCAAAAGUCAAACUUUGAAUUUUUGGUUCUUGAUUGAUUUUCUUGAUUUUUCUUGGUCAAAUGACUUCAAUAAUCAUAUAUUGGUGAUUUUAAUCUUCAAAAGUAUAUGGUUGACCAAAAAUCCAAAAAGUCAAAGGUGAUGUUGUACAAUUGACUUUUUCAAAUGAAUUGUAAUUAUGGAGAUUUCAGGUGAAUCAAGCUAUCCUCAUCAAGUGAAUGAUAUGAGUGGAUAAUAUUGAAGUAUUAGAGGAUAUUGAGUCAUGGUUUGAGUUGUAGAACCAUGUCUCGAUUAAAAGUCAACUGUCUAGGUGAAUUAGGUCAAAAACCCUAAUUAUGGGCCAGAUGAAAUUGAUGACUGUGGCUCCUGGAUUGAAGUACAAUUUCCAUUGGAUAUUGACAUAGGGAUAAUUUGAAGAUGAUUAGUCCCUUUGAAUAAUGUCCUGGAGCUUUUUAGGGUUUCCCAGAUGUGGGCCCUGAUUUCAGUCCAUGAUAGACUCAAAACCCUAGUUUGGUGACCUGAGUAAGUCUGAGUCCUGAUGCCUGAUGUUUGAACAUCAUAGGUUGGUGGAUGAAUCACCCUGAGUCCUAUAAUUUUGUUGAAAAUCAUUUUUCUCACUGAUUGAUCCUUUGAAAACUCUAGUCUGAGUACUUGGUGAACAAGUGAUUGCUCUGGGUAUUUGUCUUGAGUUGAUGAAAUAAAUGGAGAUGUGAUAUCUUAGUGGGGUCAAAAAUUAGGGUAUAACACUCUUGUUCUUUAUCCCACUCAACAUAGUUCUCAGUAAAAUUAAUAUUAUUGUUAGAUUUUAAAAAAUAAGAUCUUAUUGUAGGUGAACCUUUCUAUUUCACAAUAGUGACGCUCAUUUAGGGAAAAUGGUUUAAUUUUACAAGUGAGCACUAUGGGCUCUAAAUGAGAUAUCAAUAAUUCUUUUGGAGACAAUGAUUUUGGGUUAUGGAAAAUGAAGAUUCAAGUAAUCUUAAUUCAAUUGAAGUGUGUUGAAUCACUGAAAUGUAAGGCACCGUUGUUUGCACGUCUAACACAAGCAAAGAAGACAGAGGUCCUGGAUAAUGCUUUGAGUGCUAUUAUCUUGUUCCUCGAGAAUAAAGUUAAAGGGAAAUCUCCAGGGAGAAGACUGUGGCUUGGAUGUGGGAAAAUCUUAAAUUAUUGUAUAUGAUCAAGGUUUUGGCUCACAUGUUGUGUUAUAAAUAACAACUCUACUGAUUUUGAAAGACAUAGAACAAACUUAUAAUAGAGAAGUUAACAGAACUUUCACAAGAUCAUUUUUGAUCUAAAGAAUAUUGUGGUGAAAAUAUUUAUGAUCUAGAGAAUAUUAUGGUGAAAAUAUUGACGAGUACACGAUUCUAGUCUUGUUAAGUUCAUUAUACCCAUAUCCUUUGAUCACUUUGAGGAUUCAUUUAUUUAUAUUAAGUAAGAUACUAUUAUUGGGAUGAAGUCCAAACGGCUACAAGCUCCAAAAAAAUUUCAAAGGUGAAAGAUUUGAAGAUUGACGAUAAUAGUGAAUGAUAGAGUGUCUCAAAGGAUGAAGUGAGCCUAUAAAGGUGUCUAAACCUAAGUUGUUUCAUAAUUCAAUGUUAAAAUGAUUUAUUUAUAAAAAAAAUUGGUCAUUUUACGAAGUAUUAUCCCAAGAGGGGUGGCAAUAAAGAUUCUAUUUAGAUUGUAGAUGCCUCAGAUGAUGGUAGUUAUGAGAAUGUUGGUGCACUAGUGGUUUCGAGUUUGAGAUGUGGAAGGAGUUGGGUUACGAAUUUAGUAUGAUCAUAUCACGUGAUCCCAAGAAAAGAAUAAUUUUAGACUUUGAAACUAGGAGAUGGCGGAAUUGUUCAACUCAUCAACAAUCAGGCUUGCAAGGUUUAUGGUGUUGGUACGAUCAAACAUAAAAUGUUAGAUGAUCGUGAGUUUCUUCUAUGCAAUAUGAAGUAUGUUCCUGAGUUCAAGUGAAAUUUGUUGUCCAUGAUAAAUGUGAGGAUUGUUUGAUGAUCUGCGCCAUUGUACUAGAGUUGGACACAUGGUAAUGAAGAUUUCGCACAAUGGAGUAGUCAUAGCUAAAGGUUCUAAAAUAUGUGUGCUAUAUAUUUUAGAUAGUUCCAAUGUUAUUGACCAUUCAUUAUUAGCGAGUGAAGACUUUCAUGAAAAGAAAAAACUAUGAGAUAUGAGGUCGAGGCAUGGUGAAUACAUGUAGGUUAUUUUAUAGAAUUUUAAUGAGUUUUGCAUGAGACAUGAGAUUAAAAUGCAUUUGAUCGCUUCUGGCAUGGUUUUGGAAGUUGAGUUUCAGUAGAGUUUCUCAAGUAAGGUUGGUGCCAAAACAACUUACUUGGUAGCCAAAUGUCCAUUCUUAAAAAUAUAAUUCCAAACACCUAUGGAGUUUUGGGAGUAUAAAACUUGUAGACUAAUCUAAUUUUAAUAUCUUCAAAGUUUUUCUAUUUGUGCAAAUCAACAUAGUUCAACUUGGUGGUAAUGUUGUGAAAUGCGUCUUCAAUUGUUUUCCAAAUUUUGGUAAUGGUUAUAAGAUGUGGGAAGUAGAACUUGGAGGAUAAUAGUUCAUCAUAAGUGAUGUAUUAUAUCCAUUGAGGCCCUUAAUAGGAGGAAAAGUUAAAAUCUAUGGAUGAAGGUCUAAGAAAUUAUGACUGAGAAGAUUCAAUUUAUGGUUGAGAAUCUUGCUAGGGAUACUAGUUCUAGUGAAAAAAAUUUUACAAUGACCUUUGAUUCUAAUUUGACUCGUGAUAAUGUAAGGAUGAAGAUUGUACCAUUCUGGGGAUUCAACUAUGUUGGCCUUGGUUGUUAUACUUUUAAUGUGGCUGAAGAAUCGCAAAACUCAAAAAUAAAUAUUUUCAGGGAGGCAUUCAAAAGUAAAGAGAGUUAAAGACGGUUGAAGAACCAUACUUAUGAGAAAUUGGAUGCAAGUAGCAAGAUCAAGCUUCUAGUGUGCUUUGAAUAUAAUCAAGGUUGUUGAAUAGUGAUUUCAACAUUGGAGAGAGCAACAAGAUGGUGGAUGGGUAAAUUAGCAUCAUCAUCAACUUAAAGUUAAGAUGGAUAUUUGUACAAAUAUGCCUUAAAGCCUUAAGUGUAUAAAGUAAAAAAAUAUAUAUUUUCAAGAUUGGCGAAAAAUCAAUGGUUAAUAUUUGGCAGGCAGCAACGGCACCACGAUGAUCUUUGGUGAAAUGAUGGUGGUCGAAGUCUAAGGUGUGGUAGAGCUUCGUGGUGUGGCAAUUCUUGGUGUGCAAAAUAGCUCUAGUGGCAAUUUUGAAGUCGACCGACAGUGACGGUUUGGGAAAGCUUUGAAUGAAUCUAAAGGGAUAGAGAAAGACUUCUUAAUCUCUUGCGAUUUGCGUGCUUCAUAUAUAGAGAAUUGUAAAUAUUGAGAAACCUUUGGGUAUAAAGUAUGGUUUGUUUUCAAGAUUUUCAUAGAUUAUUUUCUUGUAACUCUAGUAAAUCAACGAGUUAUUCUCUUCUUUAGAGUAUAUCAUUCUUUUAAAGCGGGUAAAUAAAUUAUUUGUGUGGUCGUCUUUUAUUUUCCUUUUACUUGUUGAGGUUUUGAUAAUACUAUUUGACAUGUUAGUUUUUGUUUGAGAUCAUUUAUUUUGGUUAGCUUUGUUAUUUGUUCUAUUCAUCAUAAUUUUCGAGAUUCUUCGAUUUUGCUUGCGAAUUUAGAGGAGAAGAGAGAAGAUGUCUUUGAAAAAAAGUAGGGGUGGCAAUAAAAUCCAUUAAACAAAUAUCCAUCCAAUCCAUCCACAAAAUUAUCCAUCCGAUCCAUCCAUUAAAUGAAAAGUAUGCUAAUGGAUUGGAUCAAAUCCAUCCAUUUGUAUAUAUGGAUGGAUCAAAUCCAUCCAACUUAUUAUAAAAAUCCAUCGGAUCAUUCUUAUUGCAUAUUAUAAAUUUAUUAAAUUAUUUUGUAAUAAAACAAAUUAAAUUAUAUAUAUAAUUAGCAAAAUCAAAUAAUUUUAAAAUAUAUAAUAGAAAAUGUUGAAUUUUUUUCUCAGGAAAAUGUUGAAAUUUAUCUAAAAUAUAAUUUGUACAAUAUCAAAAUGUAAUUAUUAGCAUUUUAACUAGUGACACACAUAUAAGUUCAACUAUUAAAAUCUAGCAUCGCUAUUUUAAUGAUCCAUUUACUUUAUUACUCCUAUAUUCUUUAUAGAAACUGAAUCUAUUUUAUUACUUAGAUAAUUCAUUUCCUUUUUUUUUUUUUUUUGCGUACAUAUUCUUUAUAAAAAUUGCAUUCAAUUGAAACAAAACAAUACUUGCUACAGUACUUUCUAUAUAGAUAUUAAGAUUAACGGUAAGCCAAUUUUUUGCAUUCCUUUUAAAUUAAUUCUCAUGCUUUCAGUCAUAUUAUUUUAAAGAGAAAAGGGAUCAUGCACUGACAGUGUAAAAUAUUUUUACACUGUCAACCAAUCACCACCAUGCAUCCAAUUAAAAUAUUCUUUUAUUUAAAAAAAACUUUAAUGACAUGGCACAUUCAUGACUCCCUAUUGGAUGACAGUGUAAAAUAGUUUUACAUUGUCAGUGCACUACCUUUUAACUCUAUUUUAAAUUUCAAUAUAUUUAAAUAACCACCGACGAAAAUAAGAACGCUUAAGACAUAUAAGCUAUAAAAACAUGAAAAAAAUUUAGUUGAAUUUGGCUUUAUCGAACAAAAUUUCUAUUUGCAGCAAGUUC
Messenger RNA from Vicia villosa (hairy vetch), 11249 nucleotides. Its product is annotated as protein DMR6-LIKE OXYGENASE 1-like. The transcript is spliced from 3 exons. The record is from RefSeq and is a predicted model, not a curated record. Lineage: Eukaryota; Viridiplantae; Streptophyta; Magnoliopsida; Fabales; Fabaceae. Gene Ontology annotation, molecular function: dioxygenase activity. Bases 35 to 937 code for a protein of 300 amino acids.